Crotalus tigris (Tiger rattlesnake) is the source of this 5583-nucleotide messenger RNA. RefSeq names its product mitogen-activated protein kinase kinase kinase kinase 4-like. The coding region runs from base 698 to 4387 and encodes 1229 amino acids. Lineage: Eukaryota; Metazoa; Chordata; Lepidosauria; Squamata; Viperidae. Gene Ontology annotation, molecular function: protein kinase activity; ATP binding. Gene Ontology annotation, biological process: protein phosphorylation. The transcript is spliced from 31 exons. The record is from RefSeq and is a predicted model, not a curated record.
AGAAAGAAAGAAAGAAAGAAAGAAAGAAAGAAAGAAAGAAAGAAAGAAAGAAAGCUUCUUGGGGUGGGUUAACUCUGCUUGAAUCUGGAUGGGGCUUUGCCCGUUGAACCCGAGAGCGCGCAAUGCAACGCAACGCAACGCAACGCAAUGCAAAGCAGGAAAAAGCGGUUGUGUGAACGAAGCUUAACGGGUCCCGGAGAAAGGACCCCCCGGGGCAUCCCCGGAGCCGAGCCCCCUCCUGCAGCUGGCCCCUGCCGCCCACCCAGCCCAGCUGUUGCAUCACCCCUCCCCCCCGUCCACGUCACUUCCUCGCAAAACUUUUCCCCGGGAAUGUCUGCACGAAAGUUGUUGUCCUUGCGAGCCGCGGGACGGAGGAACGGCUGGGUCCUCGCCCUCUGACUGCGGGCGGGGCGGGGGGGGGAAGGAGAAGAAAAGAUUCCUUCCUUCCUUCCUUCCUUCCUUCCUUCCUUCCUUCCUUCCUUCCUUCCUUCCUUCUCUUUUUCUUUUCUCCCCCGGCUUUUUCCGGGCUCUGCUUCCGCGGCCAUGGACGACGGCUGAGCCCACGAGAGCCGCCGGGCAGCCGCAGGGACCAGAAGCCGCCGAAGAGCCAGCUAGCCGGGCCGGUCGCCGCUCGCCCCGCUCCUCUGCAGCCUCGCCCAGCCCGGAGGGCGCCCGCCUCCCCGCCGCCCGCUAAGCCAUGGCCGGCGACUGCGCUGCCCGGAGCCUGGAUAACACCGACCUGGGAGCGCUGCGGGAUCCAGCUGGAAUAUUUGAACUAGUGCAAGUCGUUGGAAACGGGACAUAUGGACAAGUCUAUAAGGGUCGCCACGUGAAAACAGGGCAGCUUGCAGCAAUCAAGGUUAUGAAUGUGACCGAAGAUGAGGAGGAAGAAAUCAAACUGGAAAUUAAUAUGCUGAAAAAGUAUUCUCACCAUCGCAACAUUGCAACCUAUUAUGGUGCUUUUGUCAAGAAGAGUCCAGCAGGUCUGGAUGACCAGCUGUGGUUGGUCAUGGAAUAUUGUGGAGCCGGGUCGGUCACCGAUUUGGUGAAGAAGACGAAAGGGAAUUGUCUCAAGGAAGACUGGAUUGCGUACAUCUGCAGGGAGGUCCUUAGAGGUCUGUCCCACUUGCACGCCCACCAUGUCAUCCACCGAGAUAUUAAAGGGCAGAACGUGCUGUUAACAGAAAAUGCUGAAGUAAAAUUGGUCGAUUUUGGAGUCAGUGCUCAGCUGGACCGGACGAUUGGCAGGAGGAACACUUUUAUUGGGACACCUUAUUGGAUGGCUCCUGAAGUCAUCGCUUGUGAUGAAAACCCAGAAUCAACCUAUGAUUACAGAAGUGACUUGUGGUCCUUAGGCAUCACCGCAAUAGAAAUGGCGGAAGGAGCUCCCCCUUUGUGUGACAUGCAUCCCAUGCGAGCUCUCUUUCUGAUUCCACGGAACCCUUCUCCGAAAUUGAAAUCCCGGAAAUGGUCAAAAAAAUUUCUCAGCUUUGUGGACAGCUGCUUGGUUAAAAAUUACAUGCAUCGCCCUGUGACUGAGACCUUGCUCAAACAUUCCUUCAUCAGGGACAUGCAAAAUGAACGCCAAGUACGCAUCUUGCUAAAAGAUCAUCUAGACAGAACCAGGAAGAAAAAAGGAGAAAAAGAUGAAACAGAAUAUGAGUACAGUGGAAGUGAGGACGAAGGGGAAGAGCUGAACGAAGAGGAAGGCGAACCAAGCUCCAUUGUGAAUCUCCCGGGCGAAUCCACCCUGCGCCGAGAGUUCCUCCGACUUCAGCAGGAGAACAAAUCACGUUCGGAUCUCCCCUGCCUGCAGCCGAUGCAACAGCAGCAACAGAAACACCAGGAAAACUACAAAAGGCAGCUUUUGGAAGAGAGGCAGAAGCGCAUCGUGGAGCAAAAACUGCAGAGGAAGAAGUUGGAAGAUCAUCAGAAAAAGGAAGAGCUUCGGAAGCAUCUGGACUUUGAAAAGAGGCACCCAGAGAGCAAAGUGGCCCCAGGCAACGUGCAGAAGGAUAAACACAGCCGAGAUAAGCUGGAGGAGGCGUGGUGCAAAGGGGAUGCGGUCCAAAACACAGGAAUGCAACAGAGAAAAGCAGACGAAGGGGCUUACGGGAAGAAGUUUCAUCGGACCCUUCCCAAAGAUCAGACCCAGCUCCUUUGUCUCCAACACGAGCACCAGCAGAAGAAUAAGGAGACUCCUAAGAUCUUUAAUCUUCCACAGGGCCUUUCGUCAAACUGCGUGAGCAAAGAGGCAGAAAAGAAGCUUACGAAAAGUAACGGUGUCCAGCCGGACCUCAGCUGGACAGCUGUCCUCGGCCAGGAGACCACCCCUCACGGGAGGCUGGGUUCCGGCAAUAGUUCCAGCCCAUGUACGCCAGCUUUGCAACGAGCCGUGGUGGCCCAGAAUGAAAACCUCCGAACGAAUCGGGAUGUGUAUCACAGCAGCUUGUUGUCUGAUGUUGCUGUCACACCCCUGAGUCCCAGCCAGGAUGAGGUGUUUUGGAGUCUGCCUCAGACUGAAGAACAACCACCAAAGGUUCCUCAAAGGACAACAUCAACCUUUUACACCAGAGAGCAGUGUGGGCACCAGAGUUUCUCUUCGAGCACACAACAGCCACCCCUGGGGGAUCCCAAAGGAAAAUCCAGUAACAGCUACAAAGAUUUCAACGGCAACAGACAAAAGGACCUCAAGUCCCUUCAGAACAGCCAAUCAGCCUCAGAGUCCUCCAGAAUAGACAGCAGACAUCUCCAGUCCUGUAAGAAACUUGAAAAUACAUCUCAUUCAGGCCAAAUUUCAAGUCCAGCUUUGUGGAACAAGGAGAAGGUCGGCAGCCAUCUGCUUCGGAAGUCUCUAGAAUAUUCCUCCUCCAGUGACGAAAUGGGAAGCAGUGACGAGGAUGAUGAGGGUGACGGACACAUAAGGCAACCGCUCGGCAACGGAGUGACCGGCUUCCCAAGGGCAGGAAUUGCUGACAGGAUCGAACUGAGCUCUCCCUGCCUUGUAGCGGAUCCCAAGGACAAUGCUGCAGGAACAGGUGGCGGUGGCGCUUGUGAAGAUCUCUGGAGCAUGAACAACCAAAAUUAUCUGCUGCCUGACCUCCUCCAACAGAGUCAGAUCUCAGCAAACCAAGUGAUAACUUCUGCUCAGGAACUUCAGGACAAUCCUCCUGCUCACCAGCAGGCACUGAACACUGAUAGUACCCCUUCCAAAAACAGUUCCUCCUCUACAUCAUCUUUUACCUCCUUCAUCGAUCCUAGACUUCUCCAAAUCUCACCUCCUGCCAGUCCAGCUGGACCAAACUGUGGUUCCCCAUCCAAUGUGACAAUGGAUCCCGCCAGGCGGCAAAAUACAAGAAAAGGUUCUGUGGUCAACGUGAACCCUACCAACAUCCGGCCGCAGAGCGAUAGCCCUGAAAUCCGCAAAUAUAAAAAGAAGUUCAAUUCCGAGAUCUUGUGUUCUGCCCUGUGGGGGGUGAAUUUACUGGUUGGGUCCGAAAAUGGAUUAUGGCUUCUGGACCGGAGUGGGCAAGGUCGAGUUUACUCCUUGAUUAGCAGGAGACGUUUUCAACAGAUGGACGUGUUGGAAGGACUGAAUGUGCUCAUUACCAUCUCAGGCAAAAAGAAUAAGCUACGGGUAUAUUAUUUGUCUUGGCUACGAAACAAGAUCCUGCGGAAUGACCCCGAGGUGGAGAAACGACAAGGCUGGGUGUCGGUGGGCGACUUAGAAGGCUGUGUGCACUACAAAGUUGUGAAAUAUGAGAGGAUCAAGUUUCUGGUGAUUGCUGUGAAGAAUUCAGUUGAAGUCUACGCUUGGGCUCCCAAGCCAUAUCAUAAAUUUAUGGCUUUUAAGUCCUUCACCUCCCUUCCUCAAAAACCACUCUUGGUGGACUUGACUGUGGAGAACGGGCAACGGCUGAAAGUUAUCUAUGGAUCAGCAGUGGGAUUUCAUGCCAUUGACGUGGACUCUGGCUCGGUGUAUGACCUCUAUUUGCCGACACAUAUCCAGGGAAAUAUUCAUCCGCAUGCUAUUAUCAUUCUCCGGAACACCAGUGGGAUGGAACUUCUACUGGCUUAUGAAGAUGAAGGAGUCUACCUUGAUAUUUAUGGGCACUUCUCCAAAGAAAACAUUUUGCAAUGGGGGGAAAUGCCCACAUCAGUAGCAUAUCUUCAGUCCAAUCAGGUGAUGGGCUGGGGCGAGAAAGCAAUUGAACUGCGCGCUGUGGAAACGGGAUGUCUGGAAGGCGUGUUUAUGCACAAGAAAGCUCAAAAGCUGAAGUUUCUGUGCGAAAGGAACGAUAAGGUAUUUUUCGCCUCUGUUCAGUCCGGAGGCAGCAGUCAAAUUUACUUUAUGACCCUGGGCCAAAACGUACUGUUCAACUGGUAAAUCACUUUGGAAUGAAGGAACGUUUGACUUUCCCAGUUUCUAUGAGCCAUAUAAAGCUUAAGUUCAUUUCAGAAGUUGGCCCCUCAUCCCUGCAACGAAAAGGAAAAGAAAACACCCACGACCCUCACACUUUCCUGCAGUUGCGGAGGGUACAACUCUUGCAAAUGUAUUGUCCGCUGUUUGAAAUUUGCUCUUCGGUAUCCCGGAGAGCCCGUUUUUUUUUUGUUGUUUUUUAAAGGCAGUUGUGCCAAGCACAAUUGCACCGUUGAAGGCAAGCUUCCCAUCUUACAAAAUAUGCACAGAGCUGGGGGAAGGGAGGGUUUUGCACAAAGAUUGUAAUGUUGUUUUGUUCGGUGUUCAGGGGGAGGAGGGUGUUUUGGUGAAACGGUGUGCCCAGCUAGGCGUGUUCCAUGCAAGCACACCUAGCGAUGAGGUGGAGACAAACCUUUGGAUUGCUCAAUUAGUUUGGUGGGCUUUGGCUUUCCCAGGUGUGGAUCUACCUUCUUCUCUGAACUCAUCGGUAACAUCUCUGUUGGCCGGGAAAUUUCACAGCCUUGUGAAACAUUCAUUCAUUUCAGCAAGGAGUAUCCACAGGGAGAAAUUCCCAGGGGAAGUCUAUGUUCUCAGCAAUUUGAGGCUAGAAGUGUCCUCGGGGACACCAACAGCCCGGUUUCUUACCCGAUUUUGCAAUUGUUUAUUGCAAAGCACGGUCUCUUCUCGUGCGUGCUGUUCCAUCAGAUUUCUAAGGAUAUUCUAAACCAUGAAAAAAAAUAUCCUCAAGCAAGAUACUGCUUUUCUUUACUUGCUCAAGCGGUCGCUAAUAUUUGAACGAGAUGGACUCCCAUCCCACUUGGGAUUCAAGCUCUUCCAAUUUUUUUUUAUUCUUGCAUCUCAACGGAGAACUUCCAUUUAAGUGCUUCGUUUCUAAUGUAAUGGUAGGAUCAACCGCCCCUCCCAGAACGAGGUCUAAAAGCCACUCUAACUGGAAUGACCACAAUGUCCAUUAUCCUCACAGGUCUGGGACAAUUCACCACGGGCAACUCGCUGCGGAACAAGGGUUACACUAAUGUCAAAGAAAUGGUGGAACAGAGUCAUUAAAGAAAGGAUGCAAAAGGAGGGACAGAAUUGAAUGUGAAUGACAAAAAUUUAAUUAUUUUAAAUAAUUAAAUUGAAUUGUUGAAUUGUCCUGUAGCAAG